AUGCCAGCACCAUCAUCAUCGUCACCAGGAACGAAAAACAGAAGAAUGACGCAAUGUGAGUUCCAGUCUGCCUUCUUGAGAAAUUCCAAGAGACAGACUGCUAUCUUUGAUGAGGCUUUCACCUCCUUAAGUUCGCAGUUGGAGGAGGUGAAAGAUGCCUUCAUCUGCUCAGUAGAAUGUCAGUAUAUACAUGCUGUGUCAUUUUGGGAGGCACGUCGCUUGGACAGAGCAUCAAGAAACAAUAACACAAGAGAAGACAUUCUUGCAAGAAAGCAGAUUUCCAGGGAUGAUCUUCUCAGCAGAGAUAUAAUUGCAAGAGAAGAAAGAGAAGCAAAAGGCAAAUUUGCAGAUAAAAUUACACAGUAUCUUUCUGCUUCUUCUACUUCUCACAAUAAUGCAUCUGACUAA
Messenger RNA from Phycomyces blakesleeanus NRRL 1555(-), 408 nucleotides. RefSeq lists its product as hypothetical. Lineage: Eukaryota; Fungi; Mucoromycota; Mucoromycetes; Mucorales; Phycomycetaceae. The coding region runs from base 1 to 408 and encodes 135 amino acids. The transcript is spliced from 2 exons. The record is from RefSeq and is a predicted model, not a curated record.